Molecule: messenger RNA, 1116 nt
Organism: Ylistrum balloti
Lineage: Eukaryota; Metazoa; Mollusca; Bivalvia; Pectinida; Pectinidae
Exons: 5
Coding region: 1-1116 (371 amino acids)
Biological process (GO): programmed cell death
Cellular component (GO): cytoplasm
Source: RefSeq, a predicted model, not a curated record
AUGUUUCAAGCUAUAAGCGACAAUUUUACCAGAAGCACGGGGACUGAAAGUCUCGUUCCCAUAGAAACCAUUAUCCAUGCCAACAGCAUAGACUUGCUACAGGUGGUGGUACAGAGACGCGAGAGACAUUACGCCUGGCAUAAAUACAUCUACAUGCCUUACGAUUUCAAAAUCAAAAAUCUUUUGGUAAAUUACAAAAAGAAGAUGAAGACUAAGAAAAAGACAUCGAAUUUCUGCAGAUGGAGCAGAGAAAUAGAACUCUCACUUAGUGGGAAGUUUGGACGAGCCAUACUGAAUGACUUGGGUGACAAAAGCCUCUCUCAGAAGGACAAAGUCAGGAUAGAAGCAAAUGUAGGAGAGACAGAAAUGGACAAAAUUGACCCUAAUAAAAUAUACAGAAAACUUGUUGGAAGGAAACUCAACUUGGAUCAUCCCUGGGUCCAUCAGGUAUGUCAAGACAAGAAAAAUGUCAUCUGUGUUGUCCAGUCCAUCGUCAAACUGGCCGGAGAUGCUGAAAUAAAAACUACUUCAAUCAAACGGAAGUCUGGCGAAGAAGAAACAUCGGACAAGAGUAAAGAUCUCGGACUUGUGUGCGGCACUCCUAUAGCGUAUAAAGUGAUGCCUCUCCAGAUUGGGGUUCCCUCCGGUGUCGUCGUACCGUGUAUGGGGAUCGGAGUCAAAGGUGGAUUCAAGGAGGACUCAAGGAUGCUGGGAGUACCACCCGAUGGGACAAUCGAUGACUCGUAUGAAAGUGUUGAUGAAGAUGAAGAAGAAGUUAAACCCUCUCAAUCAGAGCCGGAACCACAACCGGAACCACAACAGGAACCGGAAACUACUGCUCCAAUAGAAGAAGUUGUGCAGACAAAUGAAGGUGAGGCUAUACAGCCACCCGUAGAAACGUUAACAGGGGGAGAUAACUCAAAUGACUCCUUACCAUUACCGUCAGCUCCACCGAUGCUGCCACCUGACGGAACUGUUUAUCCGUCAAUUGGGGAGCCUCCAGAUGGCGAUCUACCUCCCUAUCCUUUAGUUAAUACCAUGCCGGGACCUGCUGAUGUUUCGGACGAAGUACAGGCCAACUUGAUACAGGAAUUUUCUUCUAAACACGUAGAUUAG